This is a messenger RNA of Trichoderma virens Gv29-8, 519 nucleotides long. RefSeq lists its product as uncharacterized. Gene Ontology annotation, cellular component: plasma membrane. Gene Ontology annotation, molecular function: copper ion transmembrane transporter activity. Gene Ontology annotation, biological process: copper ion transmembrane transport; intracellular copper ion homeostasis. The transcript has 2 exons. Lineage: Eukaryota; Fungi; Ascomycota; Sordariomycetes; Hypocreales; Hypocreaceae. Bases 1 to 519 code for a protein of 172 amino acids. The record is from RefSeq and is a predicted model, not a curated record.
AUGACGAUGCUCAUGGCCAUGGUCUUCCAAACCAACAUCCAGACGCCCCUCUACGCAAACUCGUGGACGCCUCACCACGCCGGCGCCUACGCCGGCACCUGCAUCUUCCUCAUCGUUCUCACCGUCAUCGCCCGCCUGCUGGUGGCUAUCAGGCUACGCCAGGAGCGCGCUUGGGCUGACCACGAUGCCCAGCGCCGCUACAUUGUCGUCAAUGGCAAGGAGCCCAUCUCGGAGCGCCUUUCGAGGGACCCGGACGCCAAGAGCAUGACCAUGAUGCUCUCGGAGAACGGUGUAGAGGACAGGGUAUUCGUUGUGGAGAAGAAGCACGCUGUGGUUCGGCCAUGGCGAUUCAGCGUUGAUCCCGUCCGCGCUGUCAUGGACACUGUCAUGGUUGGUAUUGGAUAUCUCCUCAUGCUGGCUGUCAUGACCAUGAAUGUCGGAUACUUCAUGUCUAUCCUUGGUGGCACGUUCCUUGGGAGCCUCCUCCUCGGCCGCUAUUGUCCCCUCCCCUCUCACUAG